AUGACUAGUGGAUGCCUUUUCAUGCCUCAGGUUCUCCAUCUCACCACAUCAUCGACUGGCUCUCGUUGCAUCCACUCACUCACUAACUCCGCCUCAAUUCAGUCCACGGAUAUCGACUCCGGUCUGAACACGCGGCUUCUAAAAGUAUUCAUUAAUCGGUUCACGCUCUUCUCUCUUCCCUCAACCUCCCCAAUUCAUCUCCUCAUUCCCUUCCUCCGCUGGACCUUACUUUGUACAUUCCAUCUGCUCAAGGGCCUCGGAUCAUUUGCUCUUCCCCUCUCCCUUGCUCCGCCGCCGGCUUCUUCUGCUGCCUGUGCGCCUGCGCCAUCGUCGGGGUGGAUCCCAGCCGUCAGAACGAUAGUGCCGCGUAGUCACCUCCUAGUCGCCACGGGGACCCCGUCCCCUACAGCUAUCGCGGCUCAAUAA
This is a messenger RNA of Aspergillus luchuensis, 426 nucleotides long. RefSeq lists its product as uncharacterized. Lineage: Eukaryota; Fungi; Ascomycota; Eurotiomycetes; Eurotiales; Aspergillaceae. The record is from RefSeq and is a predicted model, not a curated record. Bases 1 to 426 code for a protein of 141 amino acids. The transcript has a single exon.